Messenger RNA from Mastomys coucha (southern multimammate mouse), 1470 nucleotides. RefSeq names its product chromosome unknown C16orf46 homolog (gene CUNH16orf46). The coding region runs from base 220 to 1440 and encodes 406 amino acids. The transcript is spliced from 3 exons. NCBI's taxonomy places the organism in Eukaryota, Metazoa, Chordata, Mammalia, Rodentia, Muridae. The record is from RefSeq and is a predicted model, not a curated record.
CGGCGGUAACCUAGGGCAACAGUCCGGCUCUUGCGGGCCGCGACUAGCCGCUCCGGACCUUCCUUGCCUCGCGGCCCCGUAGGAGCGUCUGAGUGGCUGUGGCCACGUCCUCACCCAGGGGAACACUCCCUAGACACUUCACGGGCGGCAGAGCCGCGGAAGGAAGCAACCUUCAGGGCGGGAAGAAGAUGUUAAAAACCAUAAGCAAUCACCUCAGUAAUGGAUCUCUGUGAGGAAAGCAAGACUUUUUUAGAAAAUAAAGAAAACCAGAAAACUGAAGCUACAGAAGAGUCGGAGCCGACUUUACAUUGUUCAGAUGAGAGAAGUGAAAGGAGUCAUGUCUGCUGCCUUCUUGGUGUCAGCGACCUCACUCUGGAAGAGGAUGGACGGGCCAGGGAGUUUGCCAUCAGCACUGGGUGGGAGGAAGCCGUCCGUGGCUGGGGAAGGACCUCACCAACUGCCUGCAUCUGGUCAAAGAAGAAAGUGAAAAGGGGGAGGGUUGGAGAAGGCACCAAUGACGGCAACAACUGCUUAUUCUGUAUGAGUCUUUCUCAAGGGAGUCUGGAGCCCCGGUCCCACUCGGAGGUUGGGAAACUGGAGGUGGGUGCUGAGGCUGAGGUGAGCACCCAGAAGAGCUGGAGCUCUGAGAAGAACUUGAGCAGCCCCUCUCAGGGCCCCAGCAAUGCUUCCAGAGAGCCUAACAAACUCUGCAUUCCCACAUAUGUGCAUGGAGAAAAAAAAAGCCUGCAAAUCAAAGAAUUUAUCUGGUGCAUGGAGGAGUGGGCUAUGCCCGUUAGCAGCAAGACCUGCAGAAAUCCCAGCGGAAGCACCAACCAAGGGCUCUCCAUCCCUGACUCCCUUGCAUCCAAGGCUCUUGUGGUUCUACCUCCACUGAAAAGCCCUCCCCACAACUUGGAUGUCCUGAGUAAGAAAAGCAGGAGUAUUUUCUGGCAGCCAGAAGAAAAGGUGCCAAGGGUGGAAAAGGACGAGGGUAUGGCUUGUACAGAUGGACUGAAAACAGUAGAUGGGAAAGGUGAAAAGAGACGUUUUGAGCUGGCCAGCCACCUGAAGGUCACCAACAUACUGCCUUUCUCUCCCACUGUGGCCCAGACCCACCUGUUGUCAGCUGAGUCCCAAAAGUGCUGCCUGCACUGGUCCUUCCUGCCCCAGAAAAGCUCUGUGUUCCCACCCAACCCCACCAACAUCCACUAUCUUGCCACCCUGCAGGUUUUGGGGCAACAGGGAGGGCAAAGCUACAGAACUCGGCUCAAAGCCAAGGAAGCCAAGCCUCCCAGGACCACUCCCAAGCAUACUAUCGCAGAGGCCAAGCAGGAAAACAGGCCCCACGUGCUAGAGAGCAAAGUCUUCCCCAAACCUCUCCUGCCGUCCCUCACAGUGAGCAGAGUUGUCAUCCCUGUUUCCACCCACAGAGUCCUCUGAUUUGCCACAAUAUAAUUCCCUGGGACUAAG